This is a messenger RNA of Notothenia coriiceps (black rockcod), 2971 nucleotides long. Its product is annotated as sodium- and chloride-dependent GABA transporter 2-like. NCBI's taxonomy places the organism in Eukaryota, Metazoa, Chordata, Actinopteri, Perciformes, Nototheniidae. Gene Ontology annotation, biological process: sodium ion transmembrane transport; nitrogen compound transport; amino acid transport. The record is from RefSeq and is a predicted model, not a curated record. Bases 260 to 1828 code for a protein of 522 amino acids. Gene Ontology annotation, molecular function: gamma-aminobutyric acid:sodium:chloride symporter activity. Gene Ontology annotation, cellular component: plasma membrane; cell projection. The transcript is spliced from 12 exons.
UUCAAAUCCUUCAAUACCAUGUCCAAAUAGGAUUAGUCACACCCAAUAUAUCACUCUCCUCUUUUUCCACGAGGAGCAUGGUGCUUUUGCAACAGGCAAACUUUGUCAUAUCUAGAGGUCCCCCUUGUGGCUACAACAUCUUGCAUUCUGUUAAAUAUCCAGCCCCAUAGUCAUCGGCAUCAGACAAUCCCAAAGCAGCCUUUCCAAAAUCCCAAGGACCUUUGCCACUCUCUCAUAAGACCAUUUCUCGCUCAGCGGCAUGGCAGACUCUCUGUGCCAUCUCCCUCCUAAGGCUUCUUCACAAAAAGUCACAGAGCGUGGCAAAUGGGACAGCAAAAAGGAGUUCAUUCUGUCGGUGGCUGGUGCUAUUAUUGGACUGGGAAAUGUGUGGAGAUUUCCAUAUCUGUGCUACAAAAAUGGUGGUGGUGCCUUCUUCAUUCCUUACAUCCUGUUCCUUGUGACCUGUGGCGUUCCUCUGUUCAUACUGGAGGUAUCCCUGGGCCAGUACACCAGUCAGGGAGGAAUCAUGUGCUGGAGAAUGGUCUGUCCCUUGUUGGAAGGCAUAGGAUACGCCAGCCAAAUUAUCAUUUUCUAUGGCUGUAUCAGCUACGUUGUGAUUUUAGCCUGGGCUUUUCUCUACUUUUUUGCCUCAUUCUCUGCUGAGCUGCCAUGGGCCACAUGCAAUAACACAUGGAAUACAGAUUCUUGUGUGGUAUUGAACAACUUUAACGCCACUGCUAACUGGACCUCGCCUGUGAAUGCAUCGUCGUCUAUACUAGAGUUUUGGCAACGACGAGUGCUGAAUAUCUCCACUGGCAUAGAGGUAUUGGGAAACAUACAGGGGGACCUUGCUUUGUACCUUCUUCUGGCAUGGGCCCUCUGCUACUUCUGCGUCUGGAAGGGAGUGAGAUCCACGGGAAAGAGAAAUAAAGACACAUUGAUUGUGCAUUGUUCCUUUUGCAGAGACUCCUUCUAUCUUUGCUUGUUAAACAGCGGGACCAGCUUUAUAUCUGGAUUUGCCAUUUUCUCAGUUUUGGGCUACAUGUCACAAAAACAGGGUGUCGACAUUGCUUCAGUUGCCGACUCAGGCCCCGGCCUCGUGUUCAUAGUCUACCCACAAGCUGUGACCCUUCUGCCGUUUCCUCGAUUCUGGUCGAUGUGUUUCUUCAUCAUGAUCAUCUUGUUAGGAAUAGAUGGACAGUUUGUUGGGCUUGAAAGUCUCAUGACCUCUCUAUCAGACGUCUACCCAUCCCAGAUCCGAAAAGGAUAUCGCAGAGAGCUUCUUCUGCUGCUGAUCUGUGCUGUCUCCUAUAUGUUAGGCCUCGUUUUGGUGUCACAGGCCGGAGCAUACAUUCUGUCGAUAUUUGAUCACUAUGUAUGCAGUGGUCCCACUCUGCUUCUGAUGGCAAUCUUCCAGUCUGUAAUUAUUGGAUGGAUCUAUGGUGCUGACCGCUUCUGUGACAACAUUGAGGACAUGAUUGGGUAUAAACCUAUGUCCCUGUUAAAGUACUGCUGGAUGUAUGCCACACCUCUUAUUUGUAGUGGCACACUUGUGUUUAUGCUCCUGAAAUACACCCCUCUGAAGUUCAACAACUCCUACGUGUAUCCUUGGUGGGCAUACUGGAUCGGCUGGUUCCUGGCCAUGUCAUCUCUCUCGAUGAUUCCUGUGACCAUGGUCUGCAAACUGGCCAAAGAAAAAGGAACUCUCUGGCAGCGUAUCAAGUUAUGCUCCCGACCUGCAGAUGAUCUUACAAUGAGGACAACGACAAAUGCAAGCAUCAGCGCCUCCCUGCAAGCCCCUGAUACUGGACAAAACAUCAAAGUGUAAUAAAAUGCCAUUUCUCUUUUUGUUUUAUAAUCUUUUUUUGUUGCAUUUCAAAAAUAUGUAGAGCAGAUUUUUUGUAUGUAGCCUAUGUGGUGGCGGUGUGUAUUGGUUUCCAGAUUUUUUUUAAAAGCGGAUAUCCGAAUACAGUAUACUAAAUGUCUAAUAUUUGGAAUUGUUUCAGAUACUGAUUGUACAUACUGUACUAAAUAGAGUUGCAAACUAUUUUCAAAUAUGUGCUUCUGAAAUACCUCAAAUCUUAAAAUACAAUAAUGUUCUGAAUGUUUUAGCCAAUUCACAACUUUUACAUUAUUGCCUUCUGUAAGUAGGGAAUCACUGUAGUUUAUUACUGUUCACAUUCACAUUAUCAAAAGGAAUUUACUGAAACUUUGAAUUCAUUAAUAAACAUCCAUCACAGUGAGCAAAAGGAUGGUUAAACGUAAAGUGCUGCCUAAAAUGUGAAAGUACGAAGACACAAGAGUGCUGAAUUACAAGCAUGGUGCUUAUAAAGGGCCUUCCUCAAUUCUAGUAAUUCCUUUACUAAAGUAGAUUUCAAAUAUUUCUCUAUAACAAUGUCUAUGAGAUUAACACAAAAAAACAAUGAUAUAAUCAAUGUUGUUGCAUUGUUGUAUUUUAAAAAAAAUUUAAAUUGGGAAAGUUAAAAAAAAAUGUUAAAUGUAAGAUACUGUGUGACUUUAGGAUAAGUAUCAGUGGCAAAGUAGACUCAACUCAGGGGUGCACUUGGUGUCUUUGUGAUCAAAUGUGCGGAAGUCUCUGAAGGUCCUGACAACAUUAACAUUAUCAGUAGUGCUGACGUUGAUUUAUCAGAAACAAGUCUCUUAGCUCUUACAUCUGUGAUGUGACCUUGACUACAGUAAAACAAACUCAUCUCAUUGACUAACUACAUUUUCUUUGAGAUUUAUACUGAUUUAAGAGAAAUGUGUGCUUUUUCCUGUCUUAUACUUCAUAUAAUAAGCCAAAUAAAUAUACUUGUUCAUGCUGUUAAAAUAAGUGUUCAACUACUUGCUGCUUGAAUUUUGUAAUGCAAAUCCUUUUGUGCCUUCUUUUUGUAGGUAUAGUAUUUUUAUUGGAAAACUGAAUUUAAAAAAUAUAUAUAACUUGUCUUUAUACAUGACUUUACAUUUCUAC